AUGAUGUUGGUCCAGUCCAAGAUGCUCUCAAUCAAGCCCAUCGUCUCUACAGAAGCCAGUCAACCAGUCCAACAGGAGGCGCCUUGCCAGCAAGACGCCAAAGCCUCGCCCCCUGCAACUGCUCCCGAUGAAGCCGUCGCACCUGGUCUGCCUGAAGAUGCCCGACCGUACCCCCAGAGAGAGACCACCCCCACAGCAACAGCAACAAAGUAUUCACCAAGAGCUAAGGACAAGUGCAUCCACAUCAAGAAAUUAAGACUGGCUCACAACCAUUGCGUCUUUAACCCACAAAAAUGGCUGUGUAAAGUUUGCGGUACGACUGAAAGUGUCUGGGCUUGUCUGAGUUGUACCAACGUGGCGUGUGGACGUUACAAUGAGGAGCACGCCCUCAAACACUUCAAAGAGUCCAAACACCCACUCGCCAUCGAAGUCAAUGAUAGAUACGUAUUCUGUUAUGAUUGCGAUGAUUACAUUCUGAAUGACAACGCUCCCGGCGAUCUCAAGUUGUUGCGUACAACCCUCGAUGCGAUCACCAAGCAGACUCUGUACGAGAGUCAAACGAGGAGCGGACGUCGACUCUUGAGGGCGCUCUCUGUGGACACCGGCGAACAGAUUAAACACAGACGUCAGGAAAGUUUAACAUGGGAGGAUAAAGGUCACACCGCCCUCGUUCACCGUCGUCUCGUCCUCCUCAGUAAAAUCUUCCUUCCCUGGAAGAGCCUCGUCCACGGCGACAAAAUCACUGGCAAAAAACCCAAACCGACGAAGCUACCUCCAAAGCGUAGUCUCCCUAAGACCGCGAAAAACAUUCCCGUGGAGUGUGAAAAGAGAAGUAAGAAACGCACGAGGCCGGACGAGCUGCGGAUAGGUGAGAUUAAGAGAAAGUGGACUGUGCUGACGCCCGGAGUAACGGGGCUUAGGAAUCUCGGCAACACCUGCUAUAUGAACUCCAUUCUGCAGGUGCUGGGGCAUUUACAUCAGUUCCGGGAAUGCUUUCUACAUUUGGAGCUUAACCUCCCGCCGAGAGAGAGCAGUCACUCACACGUAGUUGGAACGAGAAGACAAACUGAGUACAUGAGGCAGACCACGAUAGAAUGUUUUGAGGAGGUCCAGAAACCCAAAGGUGGCGCUAAGAGCAAGGGUCGUAUUCUGCGACAGCCUGGCCCCUCCUCAGGGGGUCUUAGCGGUGGUUCAGAUGAAGCUGUCGACCUAUCAACGUACAAAGAUCCUCGAACCGUCAGGAAUAAUUUGAAUGUGAUGAGCUUAUCCGCGUGUCUGAGGAACGAGGGUACGAGCAAGCCCUUGUCAAUAUUGGUAUGGGAAGGCAGAAGCUGAUGCCUAAUGUUCGCAACAACUUCCGGUGUAUUAUUGAUUCUGAAGAGAUAGCUCAUGCAUUCUGGGAAAGGAUUACAGAGUUCAUUCCGCAGACCAUGGGGAAAUUCGGCAGCACGAAAAUAGCAUUGAACGAAAGGUUAUUAACAAAAAGUUGGAUAUAAACCUAUAUUGACUGCCCAUAUCACUACCUGCGCCUUGUGUGUUAUGUCAUGCGCCGAGUUUGCUUGAAGAUAAUAUAUGUUAUCUCACG
This is a messenger RNA of Asterias rubens (European starfish), 1585 nucleotides long. Its product is annotated as ubiquitin carboxyl-terminal hydrolase 44-B-like. The record is from RefSeq and is a predicted model, not a curated record. Bases 1 to 1335 code for a protein of 444 amino acids. Gene Ontology annotation, cellular component: cytoplasm. NCBI's taxonomy places the organism in Eukaryota, Metazoa, Echinodermata, Asteroidea, Forcipulatida, Asteriidae. Gene Ontology annotation, molecular function: ubiquitin protein ligase activity; zinc ion binding; cysteine-type deubiquitinase activity. The transcript is spliced from 9 exons. Gene Ontology annotation, biological process: Ras protein signal transduction; protein ubiquitination; protein deubiquitination.